Messenger RNA from Melitaea cinxia (Glanville fritillary), 4517 nucleotides. RefSeq names its product huntingtin-interacting protein 1 (gene Hip1). Bases 1 to 4257 code for a protein of 1418 amino acids. Gene Ontology annotation, cellular component: actin cortical patch; clathrin-coated vesicle. The transcript is spliced from 24 exons. The record is from RefSeq and is a predicted model, not a curated record. Gene Ontology annotation, molecular function: phosphatidylinositol-3,5-bisphosphate binding; actin filament binding; phosphatidylinositol-3,4-bisphosphate binding. NCBI's taxonomy places the organism in Eukaryota, Metazoa, Arthropoda, Insecta, Lepidoptera, Nymphalidae. Gene Ontology annotation, biological process: clathrin coat assembly; actin filament organization; endocytosis.
AUGGCCAAUCCUACAGAAAAACGCUUCCACCAGCUGACUUUAGCCAUCCAGAAGGCGAUAAAUUCAAUCGAGACUCCCGUUAAAGAGAAACAUGUACGGAGCACGAUCAUCGGUACUUUUCAAGAGCAGAGUGCAGUCACCUACUGGAUGGUGGCGAUUAGGCUACCACUCCAAGAUAAUAGGAUCGUAUCGUGGAAGUUCUGCCACGUGACGCACAAGCUGCUCCGGGAGGGGCACCCAGCCUGCCUCGAUGACUCGCAACGGCAUAUUAAUAUGAUCGAAAAUCUGGGCAAAUUGUGGGUCCACCUUCGCGAAGGCUAUGGAAGAUUAAUACACUUAUACUGCAACUUGUUGGUAACUAAGUUAAAAUUUCACGCCCGCAAUCCACGUUUUCCCGGAAACAUGCAGUUGACUGUUGACGAGUUGGAUGCCAUCGCUGAAAACGACGUCAACAACUAUUUUCAACUAUGCGUGGAAUUGUUUGAUUACAUGGAAGAUAUACUCUAUUUGCAAGCUGCAGUGUUCGACAGCCUGGGCAACGCACGCGCCAACUCCAUGACGGCGAGCGGGCAGUGCCGGCUGGCGGCGCUCAUCCCGUGCGCGCAGGACUCGUCGCACAUCUACGACUGCAGCGUGCGCCUGCUGUUCCGCCUGCACGCCGCGCUGCCGCCCGACGUGCUGGCCGGCCACCGCGAGAGAUUUCGGCAGCAAUUCAAGAAAUUAAGCUCAUUUUAUAAACACGCGAGCAGUCUUCAAUACUAUCGUAAUCUGUUAACGCUGCCAGUUUUGCCUGCGAAUCCGCCAAACUUUUUGUUACAGAGCGACUUCGGCACUUACGUGACCCCAGUGGUAUCUAUACCCGAACAGCCUCCGGAUGAAGUGGAUGCAGUAGGAUCCCUUAUCGACACCUCCGAUACCCUUAGUCAAAGUACGAGCCCCGAGCAAAUGGUGGAGUCCCGCUCAUCUCCCGCACCCGACCCCAUACUGGAGCGAGAUCGUCUCAUCGAUCAUCUUCAAAAUGAACUUAAGAGGAUGAGGACGGAGGUGUCUCAGAUAAUACAAGAGCGGAACACCAUGCUGGGCUCCAUGAGGGAGAACUGUACUAGGAUGGAGUCGCAGCUGCGUGCUACUAAAAACGAGCUUGAAGAAGAGAAACAAAAAGCAGAACUUUUAUUAGUUGAAACACCGGAAAUAAAAAAAAAACUCUCACAGACUGAGGAAAGAGCGAAGCUGUUAGAUGAGAAAUUUCAGAAGUUGAAGAGUGCGUACACACAACUACGAGAGGAACACAUCACAUUAAUAAGACAGAAAGCUGAGGUCAAUAAACAGACAUCAAGUUUAAGGGCAGCAGCGGCUCAACACGAGAGUGCAAAAACAAUGUUACAACAGCAGCUGAAUGAUCGAAUGAAAGAUGUCGAACUACUGCAACAAAGCGCUUCAUCGAGCGAAGAGAUCGAAGCUUACAAAUCGGAAUUAACGAAUCUUCGAAGUGAACUCGAACAAUCCAGAAAAAAAGAAGUCGAACUUGAAGCUCUAAGAGCAUCUAUGGAAGCAUUAGAAAUCGAUCAUAAAACAGCCACUACAGAACUACAAGAAAAACUUACAGUGAUGGCUAAUGAUCUAAAAGAAAUGACAGAGAAUAAUGAGAAGUUAAAACAAGAAAUCAGUGAAAAAGAUGUCGAAAAUAGUAAGGCUAAAGAGGAAUUGGUAGUGCUUAGACAGAGAAGUGGUGAUGAGUACAAGAAAGUAAUUGAGGAGAAAGAAGACGCACUGAAACAGUUAUCUGAACUUAAACAGCAGUAUCAACAAGAGAAAGAGGAGCAAAUUCGUUAUACUAACACUAUACAAGCCGAUUUAGAAUCAUUACAAAUGAAAUUUAAUGAUACUCAAAGUAGAUUUGAGCAGCAAUGUAAUAAAUUAAAUGAAGAAUUAUCUGAGAAAAAUGAACAGUUUGAAAGUAUGCUAAAGAAGAAAGAUAUUGAAGUUGGAGAAGUAGUACAAAAAGUUGUUCUAUUGCAAUCUAGUCUUGAUAACAUUAAAAGUAAUAAUAGUAAAUUAAUUCAAGAACAGACAGAAGAGAUAAUUAAUCUCAAAACGAACCUUACCGAAUUGACUCAAAGUAAAGAAGUAUCAGAUAACUUGGUUAAAUCUUUAGAAAUAGAAAUUAAGGCACUAAACGAUCAACUUGAAGAAGAAAAUCAAGAGAAAAUUAAGUUAACCAAUACACUUUCCGAAAAAAAUGAAGAGAUACGUGAACUAGAAAACAAAGUAAAAUCAUUACUAGAAGCUGAGAAUAUUAAAGAUGCUCAGAUAAACAAACUCGAACUUGAUAAAGAGCGAGAAUUAGAAGAACAAUUCGCAGCAGUCGCCAAUCUAGAAAAAAAUAUUCAAAAUAAAGAUGAUAUUAUAACGGACCUUACAUCAAAGUAUGAAGAACUUGCUGGCAAGUUUGAAAAGCAAAGCUUAGAAAUUGAAGCUAUUAAAAACGAACAUUCAAAUGAGAUUAAAAAUGUUGAGAAUAAACUUGAAAAACUGUCGGCCGAAAAAGAUGACAUAGUUUAUGAACGAGAUACUUUAAUUAAUGAAAAGCAGGUUUGUUUUUUAUUUUUAAUAGGUCUUGAAUCUUCAGUGACGGAGCUAGAGAAGUCAGAAGCAAACUUACGUGAUCAGCUUGAGCUGGUUUUAAAAACAAAUACUGAAUUAGAAACAUCGUUGAAACAAGAAAUAGAAAGUUUAAAAUCAGAAAACGAUAGCAUAAAAUCAGAAAAAGACAAUGAAAUAAAGAUAUUAACCGAAAAAUUGCAAAGCACUGAAGAAGAUUAUAAAACAGUUAUUUCAGAGAAAGAGGAAUUAAAAACAAAAAUAGAAGAAUUAGAGCAAUUAAUAGAGAAGGAAAGAGAGGAUCGUAUGUAUGUAAUAAAUGAGAAAAAUUCAGAAGCGCAGCUGACUGAGGCUAGAUUAGCGCACGCUGAAAGCGAACGACUGAAUGCCGAGUGUGAAUUACAGGACUUGUUGCAACAAAAUACGAUCCUGGAAGCGGACAUGGGCUCGCUCAAGAUACAGUUGGACGAGGCGAGGCAAGCCCUCAAGACACAGACUAAUAAAUUAGUGUCUUGUGCCGGUGAAACCGCUUUGGAAGUAACCAAUGGCGCUUUAUCUGCUUUUGAAAACUCAAACGCUCAAGACGCAAACAAGUUAGCGGCGGAAUUGGCUAGUAAAGCAUUCGAAGAACUCAUGAAAAAUAUACGAAUCGAGGGUAAAGAGGAAGAAGUAGCGAAAUCUGCGAUUUUUGCUGCUCACAACGCUGCAAAACUAUCCGCUUAUAUUAUGGAUUUGUCCAAUAUCACCACCGACAUCGAACUCGCAGAUAGUCUGCAGAAUUCAUGUCGCGAGCUGCUGUCGUCGUCCGCUCAGUGCCUGGCGGGCGUGGCCGGCGGCGCGCUGCAGGCGAGCGCGUGCGCGGCCGCGCGCGGCGGUGUGGCCGCGGCCGUGCGCGCCGCCGAGCGCGCCGAGCGGCUGGCCAGCGGGGCGCGCUGCGUGGACGACGAGCUGGCCGACAUGGACCGCGCCAUCGAAGCCGCUGCGGGAGAGAUCGAGAAAAUGUUAUUAGCCAGUAGGGCUGGUGAUACUGGAAUAAAGUUAGAAGUGAACGAGAAGAUCUUGGACGCUUGCACUACGUUAAUGGCGGCAGUCAAGAUUCUCGUCCAAGACAGCCGAAAGUUACAGAAUGAACUCGGAGACCCGAAGACUCGCCAGAAGAUGUAUAGACGAAAUCCGCAGUGGUCGGAGGGUCUGAUUUCCGCUUCCAAGGCGGUCGUGUUUGCAGCGAAAUUAUUGGUGUCGUCCGCGGACGAGGCGGUGGGCGCGGCGGGGCGCGUGGAGGGCGUGUCGGCGGCGGCGCACGAGGUGGCGGCCAGCACGGCGCAGCUGGUGGCCGCCUCGCGCGCGCGCGCGCCGCCCGCCGCGCCCGCGCUCGCCAGCCUGGCGCACUCCUCGCGCGCCGUGGCCGCCGCCGCCGGCGCCGUGCUGGCCGCCGUGCGCGGCGCCUCGGCGCUCGUGCGCGACCAGGAGGCGCUGGACACGUCGGCGCUGUCGCUGACGGCCACGCGGCGGCUGGAGAUGGAGAGCAAGGUGCGCGCGCUGGAGCUGGAGAGCGCGCUGGACGCGGAGCGCGCGCGCCUCGCCGCGCUGCGCAAGCGGCACUACCAGCUGGCGCAGCUGCAGGAGAACGAGAAAGUGACAAAUGGAGAAGAAUGAACAUAACACUAGAAACGCCAUAGAAAACAAUAAUACUUGAUGAACAUGACAACUGAUAAACAUCUUAACGCAUAUUAAUUUACAAACAUUCUAAAGAUGCAUUUGAAUUAUUUGCAACGAAUUUUUUAGCGAAAGUGAUGUCGAAAUGUCUCACUCAGUCCGUCUUCCUUUUGGAGAAGGCUCAAUUUAACAUACAUAAAAAAGUAGCUAUAAAACUAAUACAUACUUAUAUUGUAUUUUUAAUUUAAAAAAAAAUCUAA